Molecule: messenger RNA, 2064 nt
Organism: Drosophila pseudoobscura
Lineage: Eukaryota; Metazoa; Arthropoda; Insecta; Diptera; Drosophilidae
Product: lateral signaling target protein 2 homolog
Exons: 1
Coding region: 26-475 (149 amino acids)
Source: RefSeq, a predicted model, not a curated record
UCAUCACAGGCGUCGCUUGCAUGCAAUGAGGAAGGGGACCGCUGCUCUGAAGCGCAAGCAGGUGCAGCAGCUGCGACGGCACCACCAGCAGCUGCUGGCCGCAGACCUGUCCCUGUCGUCGUCUUCGUCGCGCUUGGCGGCGGCCCUGAUUUCAUCGGCGGUGGCCCUCAGCGCCGCAUCUACGUCGUCAGCCGCUUCAGCAGCAGCGGCCAAUGUAAAUAAUCAUCAUCAUAGCCAUACGCAACCGCAGCUACUGCCGCCAGGACAAGUGCUGCCACGCCAUCAUCAUCAUCAUCAUCAUCACCACCACCAGCAUAUGCAUCUACAGCAGCCGCAGCAGCAGCAACAUCCACAGCAGUCACAAGAACAACAGCAGUCGCAGUCGCACUCCCACAGACAUCACCAUCACCACAACCAUCAUCAGUGUCGCUCGAAACGCAAACUACAAAAAUUGUAUUAUACGCUUUGCCGUUAGAUUCGUACACCCCCUCCCCUUAUUUUUAAUUAACUUUAUAUAUGUAUACUUGUAUGAGAGAAUGUUUCUUAGAACCUUACCUUAAGUCGAAGCAUCCAAGACCAUCCCCAGCCCCAGCCCCGUCGCCAGCCCUCUACUUUUACUCGUACUCUAGUACUUCGCAUCCAUGUGUAUCGUGCGCGUCCCGUUUGUCUAUUUAAGUUUCAAAGUCAUGUCGAAAGAUACGUAUCUCUAUGUUGUAUAUUUAUUUAUUCAAAUUUUUUUCCCGCUCAUAUCUCAUUUGCGUAAUUGGCCCAAAAAACUGAAGCAAAAAUCUCAUCAGUGCAAUACCAUAUACAAACACCUAAAUAUAUAUAUAUAUAUAUGUGUCUAUAUAUAUAUAUAAUACGAGUAUAUAUAUAUAUAUAUGUAUGUAUCGAAUUUUUCAUCACUUUAUGUAUACAAACACUCCAAGCUAUUUAUUGAUAAUUGAGAAAGAUUUGUGAUUUGCGCACAUUAAUUAACUUCAUCCAGCCUAAAUCGUAAGUGUAGCAAUCAAGCAAUCUUCGUUUUAAGUACCCUCUCCUCUCCCAAGGAAUUUACGUAUUCGAUAUCUUCCGGCACAGUCGCCGCAUACGCUAUAUUCAGUGUAGAUCCCCCCACCCCAAACUACACUCCACCAUCCCCAAAAAACCACAACAAGCAAACCCUCUGAUUAAGUAUUACUUAGCGUUUAGUAAUGAUAUCUCUUAAGUUGCAACCAAGAUGAAGAUGUACUUUAUAAUGUAGGACGAACCUCAGUAGCUUCAAUCAGUUGUGCGGCUAGCCCCAGAUCUAGAUCCAUUCCUGGAGCAAUAUUAAAUCGUCUGAUCGUCUGAUUAGAGAGACAGCAAUCAAUCGUCAAUCUCCUUGAUAUUUGUAUUGUGUACUAGUAGUGUAUAUUCUGGUUGUGCUGCGCAGUAGGAAGUACUACUCAAUGCGAAUAAGAUUAACAUUUGUCAAGCCAUAGUGUGGCGCGCGUUCCUUAUACUAUAGUGAAUGGAAACAUGUGGGAUCUUACCGCUUUCGCUUAGCCCAGAGACAAGAGAUGACAGAGUGGCCCGUCAUGAUCCCAUCUUGGGGCCCAUUUUAAAGAGAAAUCAAGUUAAAUUAUAUAGUGCAUAGAAGGGAGAGUACCACCGUACCCCAGGCCCCGUACAUACACAACACAAAAUUUCGUACCUUGGUAGAAUUUGCAGUUCAAAAUUGCUUUAGAGUUUGUCAGUGUAAAGUAAAUUGUACGGCUUAAAAUUCACACACGCACACAUGGACAAUUUAGGCAAGAAUAUACAUACAAGAUACUACAUACAUAUAGUAACAAAAAAAACAAAAAACAGUCAUACAAUACACCUGCACUGCAGAUACAGAUGUAGUUGCAGUUGCAGAUGCACAACGUGUAUGUGUUUAUACCCUACUAUUAUGAACAUUAUAAAUGGAAAAGCUGCGAAGUAAACGUGCUAAGGUAAAUGGAAGUGAAGUCCACUUCCCAAUGAUACGAUUAAUAAAGUUCCCUCAUGUAAAUUCUACUGAUCCAUGCGAGUCUGGUAAUAAAAUGAAUAAGCAUAUACGAA